GUGCAUUUCGGGACAUGUGGUUUUCACGACGGGAUUGUGGGAGUCGUGGUUUACGAGCACCAAGCGAAGGAGGCCCCCGCUGCCUUGAGUUAUCAGAACUUCCAGCUCCUUGGACCCGACAUUGCAGCUGCCCCUCACGCUUGUGUGUGCUGGUUACAUCAAUCAGAAGUGAAUUCACAGCUGGCCCACCAUGAACUGGAAGGUUCUUGAACACGUGCCCCUGCUGCUGUAUAUCCUGGCAGCCAAGACCCUGAUCCUGUGCCUGGCCUUUGCGGGAGUAAAAAUGUACCAAAGGAGAAGCCUGGAAGGAAGACUGCAAGCCGAGAAGCAGCAGUCGGAGAAGAAAGAGAAGCUGAAGAGCUGUUAGAGGGCCACAAGCGUGGAUGUGCAUACUGCCACGUAGAACUGACCAGGAGCUAGCCUGUCUCUCAGCUGGCAGCUUGUCCAGAACCUGCGCUAAAGGAAGAAACCUGUGGGAUCCAAAUGCACCAGUUAGUAGGUCAGGCUGAGCGGCCUCCCCUGGAGUCUCAAGGCAAGCAGAGUUAGUGCUGAGCAUGAAAGCACCAUGCUGUUCUAUCCAGCGCCAGCCUCACUGCUGUGGUCUCACUUC
This is a messenger RNA of Mastomys coucha (southern multimammate mouse), 610 nucleotides long. It is a transcript of the gene Smim11, whose product is annotated as small integral membrane protein 11A. Lineage: Eukaryota; Metazoa; Chordata; Mammalia; Rodentia; Muridae. The transcript has 4 exons. The coding region runs from base 191 to 367 and encodes 58 amino acids. The record is from RefSeq and is a predicted model, not a curated record.